This is a messenger RNA of Lymnaea stagnalis (great pond snail), 6443 nucleotides long. Lineage: Eukaryota; Metazoa; Mollusca; Gastropoda; Lymnaeidae. The record is from the annotation of a GenBank genome assembly.
CCGGUACACAAAUAACAAGGCAUCUUCGUGUUUUAUUGCAAUUUUCAUUUGAUUGUUACAUAUCCUUACAAACAAAUUUCUGAUGAUUAAAGUAUAUUUAUAGUUUUAAUAGUAGUUCUUAAUUUUUAGCAAACUUAUAAAUUAAGCAGGACACAUACUUAAGUUGUAUUUCCUUAAAAUGAAUUAAGCUUAGGCAUCAUUAAAAAUAUGUAUAGUUAAUAGUAUAGUUUUAAUAAUUUUAAUAGUAGAUCUUACUUAAUUGUUAGCAAACUUAUAAAUUAAGCAGGACACAUACUUAAGUUGUAUUUCUUUAAAAUUAAUUAGGCUUAGGCAUCAUGAAUCAUACUAUUCCACUAUUUGUAAUUUUUUUUUUAGUUCUUACAAAUACAAGUUUUACUUUUAGUAAUUUAAUUAAUUUAUUAUAAAUUAUUAUGCCAUUAUGCUGCUACUAAACUAAGUAGGCCUAUUAUAAAUUAUACUAAAUUAUUGUAGAUUAUACUAUUAAGUAUUAGUAUACUAUGGACCUAUGAUUUAUAAGUAUAAGUCAUACACUGAGACUGAGUAACACCGAAGUAACACUUUAUAAUAAAGUUAAAAAGUAUAUAAUACUAAUUAGUACAGUGAGUGAGUCUGUCUAGGUAUAAAUAGACUAUAACUUAAACUAUUAAUAGUAUAUAUAGAUAACCAUAGUAGAUUUAUAAAUAAUAGUAUAGUAAUUCUGGUUGAUUUUGGGUUAGCGUUAAAUCUGGCAAUGUGUUCCACGGUAUAUAAUAUAAUAAAGGACACGGAGGUUCCCCCAGGUUCACUUCCGUCUACAGCGCCAUACUAAAAAGAUUUUGAUGUUUAUAUUCCCUUAUUGCAAGUUAUUGUUUUCUUAUUUUAUAUUUUUGAAAUUGUGGAGGGGUUCUGGUGAGUGGUCUCCCCAGAGGAUUUCUUUGUUUCUUGUUUUGGUAUUUAAAGUUGGGGGAGGGUUUCCCCUUCCCAGUCCCUUGAAGAUCAUUCCAAAUGCAAUUUAAGCAGUAUUCUCCCCUUUGUUACCGAUGUUGUAACAUACGGAUAUUUUGAUUUUCAGCUAGUCAAAAUACAGCACUUUUGGCGUGCAUCUGUUUUUCACUGGUGUUGGGUCUUGGGGUAUCAGCAUUAGGUGUUUCUUUAUCCUCUUCUUUGGAACGUGUAAGAAUAUUUUAAAACAAAUUAAUGGAAAAUUUCAAUGUACUUCAUAUUAACCGUAUCGUCUAUGACGUGAGUAAUGCCCAAUAAAGAAAGGAAUGUUAUCACACACAUCGUUCGGGUCCUACAAUUAUUAGGUUUAUUCACUUGAAAUCCAGUGUUGGGAUUCCUCAAAGUGACGUCACUGCGCUUAGGGUGAGACAAUUCUUGGCAAACCGAUACCGUUAAUCCAAAACUUACCAGUAAUCCUUAGAAUUAGCAUACGAUUCUACUAUUUCUACUCAAUAUAAGUAAUAUAACGUCAUCAAAUGAAAGUAAUUCAACGUGGUUAUUGAUUUUGACAAAGGUUGAGAUAAAAAGUAUGGUAAAAGCCCUGAGUGAAGAAGUGUCUGUUAAAAUUCUUGCCUCUAAUAUAAUAUUAAUGUCAAUUAUUUUACGAUGACAUUAAUAUUAUAUUAUAGAACUAAAAAAGUAAUUAGGAGUUUUAAAAAGUGGUUCCAGAUUUUGGAAUUCCCAUUGUUUUUCUGAUUUCACUUUUUUUUUUUAUGAUUGCAAACACAAUCAUAACUAUUGACACAUAUUUUUUAGGCCAGGGUUGGGUGGAGCACAAUGCUUCAUUCCUUACUUUUGCAUUCUUUUUAUAUAAUUUGGGAUAAACUUUGCAACUUUUUUCAAUACUGUAGUAUCCAUCAGUAAUGCAGCAAGACCCAUCAUUGACCUGCGGUUUCCUCCUUCCCUCACAAUAUCUCAGAUUUUAUAUUCUGUACAUUGCAGUUAUCGAAAUUAAUUAGUUAUUUUGAUAUUUAUUACAUUAAGUUGUAAACUGAAGACAAUGGUGUCUUGUUUAUGAAAGUACCAUAAUAGGAAGUGUCAUAAUAUUAUAUUAUAUACAGGGCUCAUUUGGCCUAUCAUACCCAACUGUUUCAUUUUAUUUAAUGAUAAUCUUUCUUUAGUCUUUAUAUUGUAUUCAUUGGCCAAUGUUUUUUUAUAGCGUUUAGAAUUUUUACAAUAAUGAAUAUUGAACCCCCCAAACUCUUGUUACAGGUAUUAACUUUAUUUAAUUAAAGGCCUUCAUCUUAUGCUAUUGAUUGAUUUAUUUUCUGCAUCAUCAUGUAAUUAUAUUUUCUUCAAGGUCUUAAUAAUUAUUCUGAUUAAUUUCUUCAAGGAUUUGGGCAUCUUAUAUGAAAUAAUUUAUAGUUAAAUAUAGAAAAUGUUGAAAUUUUUAUUAUUGCAAAUCAUAAUUAAAUAUAAUAUAAUGACAAAGCUAAAGUUGUUACUCAUGUUCCCAUUGAUACAUUAACUUAAGUAUACUAUUUACUGUUAUCUUCAAUAUAAAAAAGAAUGAAUAUUAAAGUACUGGUAAUUUUUUAAAAUAAUAUUUUAUUAAAUAACUUAAAUUUUUAUUCAGCUACACCAAAAAGAAUACUGCAUCUUCAAGCUGAAAAACUCCAUCUGUUAAGAUGUCACUCAUAGAUAUAGAUAUAUUACCUAGACAAAUAUCACAGGAUGUCAGACUAAAUCAGCAGCAACAGGCUUCUUCACUUCCACCCCCUGUGGUGGAUCCAGGUUCUAGCCGUCCUAGCAGAACAUCUGGCACAUCUAGAGAUUCUGGUAGUCGAACAAGAAGCUCUAGAAGAAAUCAUGGGCACCGUAGUAGAUCUUCCAACAGUCGACCCAGAAGUAGACACAGACACUCUAGUAGACAUCAUGAUCGUUACAGUACAAGAAUGUAUUUUAAGCACAAGGAGCGCAAUUUUUCUGCAGCGUUAUUCAGUAUGAUUACAAUUGUUUUGCUCUGCACUUCACUUGAGCCAGACUGGAUAUUUCUUACUGUAAGUUUUAUAAAUAGGAGUUAUUACAUUACAUUACAAAAUAGAUUUUUAAUGGCAUUAGUUUGUGUUGUGGAAAGGUAGCUUUGUAUUUAUAACUUAAGUAACUUACUAAUAUUGCUUAACAAUGUUAUGUUGUAUGUUAUCCUACAGUAAAAGUAAAAUAUUAAUUUUGUAUUUGAUCAACAGGGAGGUGGAUGUCAUUUACUUCCUAAACCUGCUGGAAGUUUAAAACAGUUGAGCACAACACAAUUUUUUUAUAAUGGCCACUUCUAUAAAAAUUAUCCAAACACUGGCUUAGAUGACGUAGUUUACAAGUUUGGUCCUGGAGCUAAUGACAGUAUGUGUGGUUGAUUAUAAAACAUUUUUUUAAUUAUGGAGAGAAAACGAAUUAAUGAUGCAUGACUUAUAUACUUAACUAAGUUUUCAAAUGAUAAUAUUUUUAAUAACAAACAUGCUUAGUUUUAAUACAUUUAAAAGAAAAUAAUUAAUUGGAAAAAAAAGGAUGUUCAUCAUUUUGAAAAUGUCUUUAGAAGUUCCAGUUGUAGACCUGGUUACUGUUAUGAUUUUGGAGUAUAAUGUAAAAUUUGGAGAUGUGUUUUACAAUUGUGUGUCAAGAUCAGUCAGAACUAUGACUAAAGUGACUGGGUGGAAAAAAAUAUUCCAGGAGUUUUUACCACAAAAUUUUCUUUUACAUUUGUUAAUUUUGUGUCCGAUCCUGAAUCGACAGAGACAUACCAUUGGUUGGAUACAUCCAUGAUUAUAUUAAGUACGCACUGAAAUGGAAAGGGAGGGGUGGUCAGUGGUGUUGACUUAGGAGUGGGAGAAGUCUAAUUACCACCAUCUCUUUUUGUAAUGAUGGUGAUGGUCGUCAAUUUGUUGCCUUGUGUUUUCACAAUCAACUCGCUAGAUACGACAACAGCAAUAUUUGCCUUGUCACCCUGGUAAAAAUUUAGUUAACAUUGGCUUGUUUGCUUUGGUGCUGUAUGUCAAAAUUUUGUGGCAUAAUUAUUUCAUUCUUCGGCUGAAUCCUAGCAAUUGCAAAAAUGGAGAAAACAUGCAUUUAAAAAAAAAAAUGCACUAAUCAAUUACUCUGCACAGCAGCUUCAGAUUUUGACAUAUAUUAUAAGAUAUAGUAAGGAACCAUGCACAUAUUAUAUAACGCGAAGGGGGUAGAGACUGAAAUAAAGUAGAUAGAAAUAAGUGUAAUCUUAAAUUAUAAAACAAUUUACUACUUAAUAAUAAUAAUAAUAAAGUUCAUUUCAAAAACACGCUUCAUCCCCAAAGGCUCGAAGCGCGGUACAAAGUCAACAAAAAACAAAUCUAUAAUUUACCACAUUUAAAACAAACGCAACACUACAAAAACUAAUUACAAGCAUACAAUGGCAAAGUCUUUCUAGCCAUUUCAACCCUAAGCAACACAGCCAGUAUGCAUUAACUGGAAAAUAAGGUAGACAAUCAUCAAUAACGAGUAAAAUUAAAGGAUUUUUAUAAACACGGCUAGGUAAAAGGAACCUAAUUUUUCGCAAACAUUCUGAUUCAGUGUAAAAUGAUACAAAACUUUAUUCAGAUAUAAAUAUAAACAAAAGUGCAUCCCUGGGCUUUGAAGUUAUAAAAAAACAAGUUCUGGGUUUUAGCGCCCUCCCCUAUCCCCCACCCUGGUUCCAUGUUUCCACACCUCCACUCCUUUUCAUCUAAUUAAACUCACUUUUUAUUUUGAAUUCUUCCUCAGUUAUGGUGAACUGUGUGACUUACCCAACUGUGUUGUUGUUUAAAACAAGUAUAGCCUUUGUUUUUAUUGCCAUAGCAUGUAGCAUGGCAGCAUUUCUUCUGGAUUUGGUUGGGCCAAGCUAUCAACUUCUUAAGUUGUUGAGGAGAAAUGCCAUUUUUAAUAUCCUUACAGGUAAUCCUCUUCUUUUAAACCUUUAGUGGAUAAUUUUUCUAAUUUAAUUAAUAGGUAAACAUAUUCCAUCAUGCUACAUGAUUUAAUUAGUGAGAGCGCUAAGGAAAUUUUCAGUUUCCACAGACCAAACUAUUUGCUUAUUAAUGCUGUCAAACGGUAUUUAAGGUCCAAAUGGUUUUAGCUGAGGUUAUAACACUCUUUGUAGCUACUAUUAUUUAUUAGUAUUUUUUAUUAUCAAAGUUUAAUUAAGCAUUACGGUACUUUGGGAAUUAUUUAAUUGUUUUCUGUGAUUUUUUAAAACUCAAAUAACAUAAAGUAUUUAAAUUAAACUUUCAUUUGUCUGAAUCUUGCAGUAAAAUUUAAAUACCGGUGCCAAAUUUAAAAACCAACUAUUAAUAAUAGGUAUUUGAGGGGAAAACAAAUUUUUAAGAGUAAAGUAAUGAAUAUAAUGCACAAAGAAAGCUUGGAAAUACCUGUUAUUAAAUGCCUCUUUAAAUUUAUUAUUAUAUAUUUUUUUUUUGUUGUUAAAACAGUUGUCUUGUGUGUUACCAUCAAUCUGUUUACUUACUGGAUCACAACAGCAAUUGAAAAGCUGCAAUCUUCAUCUCGUCUACAUGAUGGCAGUAAAGUGCAGGUUACAUUUGAUGUAAGCUUCUAUCUAGUGACUGCUGCAGGUGGAUUGUCAGUGUUAGCCACUGCCUGUAAUUGUCUGCGAAGACAUACAAUGUACGAAUCGACUGAAUCUUCUCGAAAUCCAGAUUACUUAUACUUUGAUGAUACUGAAGCUUUAAUACCACCACCAUCUCCUAGUACAGAUGUUGCUUCACUCACUAAUUUUCCCCCUCCACCAGCUUAUACCCCGUAAAUAAUUCCAUUGCUGAUAGAACAAACUUUAUGUUUUCAUUUAUUCAUUUUGCUGUUGCUUGGGUUUGUGAAUGGUCAAGGAUGCAUGUCCACUUGGCUGUAACAUCUUGCUGGCUGGCAUUAAUUGAUAGCCAAAACAAAUGUUUGUUUCAAGUUGUGAUUAUAUUAUCAUAUUUGUUUAUGUAAAAAAAAAAUACAAUGUAUGUACAGAAUAUUAAGUUUGUGUACCUGUACCUGCAGUAGGUGUACAUAAUGUAACACAUGCACACAUUAAUCAUUAACAACUGCCUUAGUUUUAUGUAAAAAUAUAUUAUGUAAUCAUUUUAUUUAUUUUUUGAUGAUUUUAAAGUUUUGUCAUAUAUGUGGUUGCGAUUUGCUUUCAUGUUGAUACUUUAUGGCCAUAAUACAACACCCCUUUGGAAGUUAAAAGGGUUAUUUCAUUUUAAACCUAGCUCGAGUACUGAAAAAUUAUUUUUUUUUCCUGAAGUGAGAACAUUUUUUCGUUUUCUUUGUAAGUUAUGUAAAUAAAUAUACUGCACUCGUAUCAGCUGAGACUGAGUGCAUAAAAAAAGAUCCCACAAAGUCUAAAAAACAUAUUUGUGAUAUCUCAUAAUUUUUUGGGCAAGCUUAUUUUAAAGUCAUAAUAUUUAUAUAUAUAUGUAUAUACACACAGACAC